CACUGAUAGUUGUGCCUAAAAGGGUUUACAGCUGAACCCGUCUGUAAUCUUACGUUUUAUUAUACAACUAUGCUAAGCUUUCCUCACCUGUAAAUGCAUGCGAAUUGUCAGGUUAAUUCAUUAAUUUAACUUGUUCAUACGAUUCGGACUGUACGUAUGUAGUUUGCAAAAGACUGUUAAUUUGUGAAUCCCGCGAUUUACCUUCUACAAUUACAUCUUUAAUAACAAUAUUUGUCUGCUUCGCUGAAAACAGGAAGUUAAGUGGUAAUUGCCAUGGCGACCGAAGAGGAAGUGCGGAAGUUUCAAGCCUGGGACUGGGUGCUCUUCGCUUUGAUGCUUGGAAUCUCAGCGGUCAUCGGAAUCUUCUAUGCGGUCAAGGAAUUCCUGAACAAGAACUCCAACAACGCCGACUAUCUAAUGGGCGGGCGCAACAUGCAGCUGGUUCCGGUCGCUAUUAGCAUCCUCGUGUCUUUCAUGUCGGCGAUCCUGAUACUCGGGACGCCGGCGGAAAUGUAUACCGCCGGAACUUUGUACUUUAUGUAUCUGAUCGGUAUGAUCCUCGCCAUCAUCCUGUCGGCGCUCAUCUUCGUGCCUCUUCUCUACCCUCUGCGUCUCACCAGCAGCUUUGAAUACCUACAGAUGCGGUUCAAUUCACGGGCAGCCAAAUUGACCGGAACAGUGAUCAUGAUUAUCCAGCAAAUCCUGUAUAUGGGUAUCGCUUCCUACGCACCUUCCACUGCUUUAGAAGCAGUAACUGGUUUCCCAACCUGGGCCACAAUUAUCACAGUGGGUUGUGUAUCAACCUUCUAUACAUUUCUCGGCGGCAUGAAGGCGGUGGUGUGGACAGACGUGUUCCAGGCUGUGGUGAUGAUAGCCGGAAUUCUCGCAAUAGUGAUUCAGGGUGCGAUGAAGGUGGGAGGUAUGAACACCGUUUGGAGGAUCAACGAGGACUGGCAUAGGAUCGAGUUCUGGGAUGCGAACUUCAACCCGACCACUCGCCACUCCAUCUGGUCGUUAGUAGUGGGCGGGAGUAUUGGAUGGAUGGCCACGUACGGGUGUAACCAGGCCAGCGUUCAGCGGUACUGUGCUGUUCCAACCCUGAGGAAGGCAAAGUACGCGGUCCUCCUCAACAUUGGUGGCGUCAUUCUCCUCGUUCUUUCCACGUGUCUUGCGGGCAUUGUCAUGUUCGCCUACUACGCACAACAGGGCUGCGAUCCCUUGACCAGCAAGAAAGUGGCCAACGCAAAUCAGCUCAUACCUUACUUCGUCAUGGAGGUGUUGGGUUACCCGGGACUUCCAGGUCUCUUUGUGUCGUGUUUGUUUAGCGGUGCUUUAAGCACUAUGUCCUCGUGCCUUAACGCGCUCGCUGCCGUCACGUGGGAGGAUAUUUUGAAGCCCGCUAUUGGCCACAAGGUGUCGGAGCGCGUGAAGACGUGGAUAAGCAAAGGACUCGUGCUGGUGUACGGUGCCGCAGGCGUCGGCUUUGCAUUUAUUGCUCAGAACUUUGGCGGGACUGUGCUUCAGGCAUCCCUAAGUUUUACUGGAGCAGCAUCGGGUCCACUUCUUGGUAUAUUUCUACUCGGUGGUUUUUUUCCGUGGGCAAAUUGGCAAGGCUGUGUAGUGGGCGGAAUACUGGGUCUGGCGUUCCCGCUUUGGAUCAGUGUUGGCGCAUAUGGCCUGCCCAGCAGUGGCUACAAACUGGACUUCCCUACGGCAAAUUGCUCGUCGGCUAACGUUACCAUGGUUACCACUACUGCGAUGAUGACCACAACAACAAAGACUCUAACUGAACUGUCUGGAGUGCAGUUAUUGUAUACAGUGUCGUAUCUAUGGUACCCCAGCAUUGGCAUGGCAACAGUCAUAGUUGUAGGACUAUUUGUCAGCCUCGUUACGGGUUGGCAGAAAGAGGAGGUAGAUCCAAAAUAUCUCAUCCCCUUUUUCGACCGACUUGUAUGCUGUCUACCGGAGAAAUGGAGGACCUUGUGCAGGUGUGGCUACCAGUUUAAAGACCCAGAGGUUCUGGUACAUGAAGAGCAAGACAAAGAAAUCGUGAUCACAAAAGAGGAUCUAGAUGAACACAAGAACGGCAACGGUUCUAUACACGAGAAAACUCCAGUGCCCUAUGGCAAAUCUGCUGUGACGCCACUCGGCUACAAACCAUCGAUGACACCCCAUUUUGUGUACACAAAUAGUUCAUUUAAUUCCGAAGAGCUUCUUUCGAUGAAACCUCCUCCUUACUAAAGCUGAGGAGAGUGAAUUACCAGGCUUAUAGAAACACUUUUUUUUGAUAGUGUAAGUGUGUUUUUAUAUGCUGACUUUUAAUAAUCAGAUAACAUAGUUGGAAACAUUAGUUAAGAUAACGAAGAUUGUUAAGAUAAAUAAUUUAUUGAACCACAACCAAUUACACCCUAUCUCUGAACUGCCAUGCCCAAUCACUGUAGCUCUAAAAAAUAUAAUCACUCUAGACAUGCAUUAUCAUGAUAAUUUAUGUGUGUUAGCUGUUAUUUUUAUAUUUAGCUGUAUAUAUUUGUUUAUUUUUAAUUAAGGUCCUUUGUUUGUUAUAACAUAUUUAUGCAGGGCAUUGAGAUGCGCACUUUCGUUAUAAAUAAAUGUUUCCAAAUGAAUUGUGUCUUUCUACAA
This is a messenger RNA of Dreissena polymorpha, 2640 nucleotides long. RefSeq names its product sodium-coupled monocarboxylate transporter 1-like. Gene Ontology annotation, molecular function: symporter activity. Lineage: Eukaryota; Metazoa; Mollusca; Bivalvia; Myida; Dreissenidae. The transcript is spliced from 14 exons. The record is from RefSeq and is a predicted model, not a curated record. Gene Ontology annotation, biological process: sodium ion transport; transmembrane transport. Gene Ontology annotation, cellular component: membrane. The coding region runs from base 274 to 2241 and encodes 655 amino acids.